AUGAUCAUAGGCCCACUAUCCUGGUUAAUGAAGAAGGAGUUUUCUUCGACAUUGCUUAUGCAUCAUGCAUUGUUGAAAGUCUCGCCGAGGUUUGAGCAGGGCAGGUUAUGCAAACGAUUCGUAUCAACUGCGUGUCCCGACCCCUUCUGCGGCGCUAAUGGACCAGCACCUGAGGGGUGUGUUGCAGUAUUCUGCACAUCCAACGGCGCAGGGGCUCAGAUACAGCACUAUCAUGUUCCCGCCAGUGAUCUUAGCCCAGCUCAUCCGCGCAAAAAGAAUCAACAUUGCCUCGUUUUGGAGGGGGAGUAUCGCGGGCUCGUCCUACCUGUGUCGAAAUGUAACAUGAAGUCAAAGACCGUCGAGUCUUAUGUGGCGUCUCUUACGAGAAACAAGUUGAGAUCAACGAUUGGACACAUCAGGAUUCAGAAUGGUGUUCACUUUAUCUCAGCGGAGACCCAUGGUCUUUUUGGCUCCGUCUUUAAUGACUUUGGCGAGCAAGCUCUUACUGGAAUAAUUGUGUCAGUGGAAAAAGAAUGGCUGGUAACAUGCCUCGAUGAAUCAAGACACGGUCUUGAAGAUGGCGAUUUUGUCACGUUCACUGAAGUGCAGGACAUGACUGAACUGAAUGGUUGUAAUCCUUGCAAGGUCACAGUGAAGGGACCAGAUACUUUCACCAUCGGUGACACUCCCGACCUAGGAGAGUAUGUUCGAGGUGGGAUCUUUACCCAGGUGAAAAUGCCCAAAAUCCUCCAGUUUAAAUCCUUGCGAGAGUCGCUUCAAGUUGCAGCUCCAGAGUUCUUCAUGACAGACUUCGCCAAGUUCGAUAGGCCUGCUACUCUCCAUGCAGGGUUCCAGGCUUGUCUACCUCGGCCCCGAAACACAGAAGAUGCUGCUUCCCUGGUGGCUUUGGCGAAGAAAUUAGAUGCUGAUGCUGAUGAGAAGAUUAUCGCAGAGCUGGCAUACCAAGCAACCGGAGAUUUACUACCGCCCGUCGCAGCUGUGAUUGGUGGUUUUGUGGCACAAGAAGUGCUGAAAGCAUGCUCUGCGAAGUUCCAUCUAAUCCUCCAGCACUUGUAUUUCGAUUCUUUGGAGUCGUUGCCAAACACACUACCGACUGAACAAGAUUGCGAACCCCUUGGUAGCCGGUAUGACAGGAUAAGCUUGCCAAUCACCGUCAGUUCCUCGUCGAACUGGAGCAUGAUGGUUCUCGCUACCGGGCCCAACGCUACGAUUCAUACCACCGACCUAGACAUCAUCGAGAAGAGUAACUUACUGAAUCGGCAAUUCCUCUUUCGUGCCAAAGAUCUCGGGAAAUUUAAGUCUGAAGUCGCAGCAGCUCUCAAGGACCAUAUUCUCUGUAGACAAGAUCCUGUUGGUCAGGCGACAGAAAAUGUCUUCGAUGACGACUUUUUUUCGGGGAUUGACGGUGUUAUAGAUGCAUUGGAUAACAUUGCUGCACGUGUAUACGUGGAUCAGUGUUGCAUCUUGUAUGAAAAACCAGUCCUAGAAUCUGGUACCAUGGGCACAAAAGUCAAUACCCAAGUUGUGAUUCCCCAUCUCACCAAGUCGUACUCGUCUUUGCAAGAUCCCCUGGAGAAGCGGACAUUGUCGUGCACAGUCAAAAACUUCCCGAGUGCCAUUACACACACGCUGAUUGAGUGGGCUUGGCAAGAGUUCGACACAAUGUUUGUUAAGCUUGUGGAAUCUGUCAAUCGAUAUCUUUCGGAGCCUAACUACCUCGAGAGCUCCCUCAAAUACUCCGGGCCUGACCCAGAUUCCUUGACUUUCGAGGAAUGUAUUAUCUGGGCUCGUCUGCAGUUCGAGGAAAAGUUUAACAAUGCUAUCCGCCAGCUUCUCCACAGUCCUCCAAAGGAUCAUGUUCAACACCAGCGCGGGCCAGCCGUUCUGGAGUGGACCGACGGGCACGGGCCAGACCCACUCAGGCUUGUGUUCGACUCUUCAGAUGUAUCCCACGCAUCUUUCUUUUAUCAUUGCUGCAGCAAAUCUUUGAGUCAUGCCUCUAAUUACGGCCUCCGAGGAGAGACCGAUCCUGCAGUCUUCAAGAGGGUUGCAGAUUCUGUGAUCAUUCCCAAGUUCUCUCCAAGGAGCGGAUCACUCGCUGGCUACCGUCUCACUCCUGUCGAGUUUGAGAAGGGCAAUUAUGAUACUAACCAUCGCAUCGAUCUCAUCGCCGCUGCGUCAAACCUUCGUGCGAUGAACUACAACAUCACCGUCGCUGGUCGCAAAAUCAUUCCCGCCAUCGCUACUACUACCGCGCUCGUCGUCGGUUUGGUGUGUCUUGAACUUUACAAGGCAAGAUAUGGAAAGAAUAAGAUAGAUGACUCCAUGAACGGUUUAAUUAUCAACCUUGCUUUGCCUUUCUUCGGGUUUUCAGAGCCCAUCGCUGUCGCAAAGAACAAAUUCCAAAAUACUGAGUGGACCCUUUGGGACCGGUUGGAGUUCAAGCUUAAUGACCCAACACUCAAGGAGUUCAUUGCUUGGUUUAAGACUAACCACAACUUAGAUGUCAGCAUGAGCGCUGAGAGGAUGCCUAUGAAAUUCACUAGGCUGGUAGAGCACGUCAGCAAGAAGCCUAUUCCCCUGCACUGCGCCAAGCACCUUUUGGUUGAAGUCAUGCUCAUGGAUGAGAUGGAGGAUGUUGAGGUACCUUUUAUUCUGAUAAAGAUUUGA
Suillus plorans is the source of this 2691-nucleotide messenger RNA. RefSeq lists its product as uncharacterized. The transcript has 19 exons. Gene Ontology annotation, biological process: protein ubiquitination; ubiquitin-dependent protein catabolic process; DNA damage response. Bases 1 to 2691 code for a protein of 896 amino acids. Gene Ontology annotation, cellular component: nucleus; cytoplasm. Gene Ontology annotation, molecular function: ubiquitin activating enzyme activity. The record is from RefSeq and is a predicted model, not a curated record. NCBI's taxonomy places the organism in Eukaryota, Fungi, Basidiomycota, Agaricomycetes, Boletales, Suillaceae.